Molecule: messenger RNA, 735 nt
Organism: Haemonchus placei
Lineage: Eukaryota; Metazoa; Nematoda; Chromadorea; Rhabditida; Trichostrongylidae
Source: the annotation of a GenBank genome assembly
AUGAACUUAAGACUGCUUCAUGCUACUCUAGCAGUAAGGCUGAUACUAGCGUGUGACUACGUGCCUCCAAAACCGGAAGACGUUAUCAUUGCGAAGACGGAGUAUGCAGCAGGAUCGCGAUCAAAGAGAGAAGCAGCCUGGGAUUGGAUAAGGAUCGAAACUGAAUACGACUCUUCAUUCAAUCUGCUUACUGAAGAGAAGAAGGAGCUGCUAGAAGAUCUUAUCACGACUGCUCGCGAUUACUUCGAAACUACAGUCAAAGUACGCCGUCUCGCCAGCAUACAAUUAGCUCCCAGCUGCCAAGGGCAGACGCGAAAGUUCCCAAAUGACACUUACCUAUGUGCAGCAGACUGUGAAAAACGAUGUGGAGGAGCUAUUGCGUCACAAGACGCUCACUAUUUUAUGCACUGUGUAUGCUUGGAUAUCGAGUGUCCUACAAAGCAAUACAAUUGGGGAGGAAAACUAACCAGCGCUGACUUUGUUCUCUUCGUGUCUGUGAUAGAAGGAAAUUGUGGUAAACAAACAUUAGCUUAUGCUCAGCACUGUGCCCUCGACAAGGAUUCCAACAGACCGAUAGCAGGACAUGUGAAUAUUUGCCCGUCUCAAUUCCAUAAGAUGAAAUCAAAUGAAUUUGGACAAUGGAUAGCCACCAUCAAGCAUGAACUCAUUCAUGCAUUUGUAUUCUCAUCGUCCCUCUUUCAAUUAUUUCCAGGAGCAGGAAAAGUUCAGAGGUAG